Rubroshorea leprosula is the source of this 1932-nucleotide messenger RNA. The record is from the annotation of a GenBank genome assembly. NCBI's taxonomy places the organism in Eukaryota, Viridiplantae, Streptophyta, Magnoliopsida, Malvales, Dipterocarpaceae.
GACUCAUCACAGACAACUUCUUGAUUGCUUUUGAAGUCCUACAUCACAUGAAAGUAAGAAAGAAGAGGAAAAGGGGGUGGCAGGCCAUCAAACUUGAUAUGAGUAAAGCUUUUGAUAGGGUAGAAUGGCCAUAUCUUGAGCAGAUUAUGAGAUCACUGGGUUUUGCUGAGCGUUGGAUACAAUUGAUUAUGGCUUGUGUUACAUCAGUUCAGUAUGAGGUGCUGUUGAAUGGCUCCGAGGCCGGGCGAGUAUCUCCAACUAGGGGGAUACGUCAAGGAGAUCCCCUCUCUCCAUAUCUCUUCAUCCUCUGUGCAGAGGGCCUUACUGCUAUGAUACACGAUGCUGAGAGAAGAAGGUUACUUCAUGAUAUUCUUGGCAUGGAAGAGAUCGAGCAUCAAGGCCAGUAUUUGGGCUUUCCAGCCUAUGUUGGUAGAUCACGUUCUGCAGCCUUCUUCAAUCUAAAAAGCAAAUUCUGGGCUCGUAUUAAUGAGUGGAGGGCACAACCACUAUCCAGAGCAGGUCGUGAGGUCUUAAUUAAAUCUGUUCUUCAAGCUCUUCCUACUUAUGUGAUGGGUUUGUUUAAGCUCCCCAAGACGCUUUGUACAGACCUUGAACGGAUUAUGAACAGCUAUUGGUGGGGAGGGGGUGAGGAGGAGCAUAAGAUCCACUGGCUGGAAUGGAGGAGACUAGCUAUUUCGAAAAAGCAUGGUGGGCUGGGUUUUAGGGCACUCCAUGAAUUCAAUAUGGCCAUGUUGGGGAAACAAGGUUGGAGAUUGAUGACAAAUCCUGAUUCGUUAGCUGCCCAACUAUUGAAGGCAAAAUACUUCCCUCGCACCAACUUCCUGCAUGCUGUUUUGAAACCCGGUUGUAGCCUAACAUGGAGAAGAAAUUCUGAGUUUUGUCUCCAAUCAGCACGUCCGCCCAACUGUGAGCUUAGAUAUGUCAGUGACUUAAUUGAUGACAGUUCUCAUGCGUGGAAUCGAGACUUAAUCCAGAAUACUUUCUCUUCUUAUGAAGCUCAUCUAAUCUUAUCUCUUCCAAUUAGCUGGGAGCAAUGUGAGGAUAGGUGGACGUGGAGUCUCACACGGCAUGGUACCUACUCUGUACGUUCUGGAUACCAUUGUGCGAUGAAUAUGCAGAGGGACAUGGGUGUUCCAAGUAGCUCCAAUGCAUCCUUUGGUGGCAAUAAAGUCUGGAACCUAAGUAUUCCGGGUAAGAUAAAAUUUUUCAUUUGGAGUGCCUAUCGUAAUGUACUUCCUACCAGGGAUAAUCUGCAGAAGAAGCAUAUACUAGUGGAGUUGGAAUGCCCUGUGUGUGGCUCUGAUAUGGAAUUUGUGGUACACUGUCUUUUGUUUUGCUCCGUCGCUCGAGCGGUGUGGCAUGGAAACCCCCUCAGUCUUCGAGUUUCAGAGUUCCCCUCUAGCUCUUUUGCAGAUUUCUUUGAUGCUAUGUGUACUGAAUUGGGGAAGGAGCAGUUGGAGCUUCUAUUGCAUGGCGAGACGAAGUGGAAGCCUCCUGACGAGCAGACCAUCAAGAUCAAUGUCGAUGGCGCAGUAGCAGAACAACGUAGGGUGUUUGGUAUGGGUGCAGUGGCUCGGGAUCAUUGCGGAGAAGUUCUGGCAACCAUGGCCUAUCAGGGGCGGGACGUUGCAGCUGCAGAAAUCGUAGAAGCAUACCUGGGAAAUGUCUUAUCAGAUUGUAAGCUGUUGAUGUCCUCUUUCCUGCACUGCCGAGUCAAACACGUGCGUCGGACUGGUAAUGCUGUGGCUCAUGAGUUAGCUAAGAGAGCACUACGGGCUGAGGGAGAUGAGUUUUUCAGAAAUGAGAUGCUAGAUUACCUUGCGCCUUUUGUAUCUAGCGAUAAGCUGUCAAUGUGAUUUUUCUGUAAUACUCCCUGGUAUUAUAUUUUUUCAAUAAAACAGGUGUCUAUUC